AUGCCUUUGACUCCGGAGCAAGCCAAAAUCAUCAAGGCCACGGUGCCUAUUCUUGCCGAGCAUGGCAACACCAUCACCACGCGCUUUUACGGCAACAUGCUGCGCGAGAACCCCGAUCUCAACAAUGUCUUCAGCAACACGCAUCAGGCCACCGGUCACCAACCCCGCGCCCUGGCCAUGUCCCUGUAUGCCUAUGCCUCCAACAUUGACGACCUCGGCGUCCUGAGCCCGGCCGUCGAGCUCAUCUGCCAGAAGCACGCCUCGCUGUACAUUCAGCCCGAGCACUACAACAUCGUCGGCACCUAUCUGCUGGCUGCCAUGAAGGAGAUCCUCGGCGAUGCCCUGACCCCCGACAUCCACGACGCCUGGGCUGCCGCCUACUGGCAGCUGGCCAACAUUAUGAUCGACAAGGAAGCCCAGCUGUACAAGCAAGCCGACGGCUGGACUGACUGGCGCGACUUCCGCAUUGCCCGCAAGGAGCAGGAAUCCUCGGAGAUCACCUCUUUCUACCUCACUCCCGUUGACAGCAAGCCACUGCCCUCCUUCCUGCCCGGCCAGUACAUUUCUAUCCAGGUCCCCGUGCCCGGUCUCGAGUUCAAGCAGGCACGCCAAUACUCGCUGUCGGAUUCCCCCAAUCCGGCGCACUACCGCAUCAGCGUCAAGCGUGAGCCGGGCGUUGACGGCGUGACGCACCCGGGCUACGUGUCUAACGUGCUGCACGCCGACAAGAAGGAGGGCGACGUGCUGCGCGUGUCGCACCCCUACGGCGACUUCUACUUCGACUCUGCCGCUAUCCCUGCCGAUGCACCCGUCGUGCUCCUCGCCGCUGGUGUCGGCCUGACCGCUCUGAUGUCCAUCCUCAACUCGCUCACUGCCAACACCACCACCCGCCCCAUCACAUGGAUCCACGCCGCCCGCACCAGCGGCGCCCGCGCCUUCGCCGGCCACAUCCAGAACCUCGCCGAUGCCAACCCGAACCUGCGCAAGAUCCUCUUCGUCUCGCAGCCGAGCGAAUCGGAUGUUCAGGGCCGUGAUUACGACGCCACAGGCCGCCUGGACCUGGGCAAGCUGGACGCUGAGAAGGACCUGUUCGCCAGCGACAAGCGCACGCGCUACUACGUAUGCGGCCCCGAGCGCUUCAUGGUCGACAUGCAGAAGGGCCUGAAGGAGCUGGGCGUCGAUGAGGAGAGGGUGCAUCUCGAGCUCUUCGGCACCGGUGGCGUGCCCAAGGCUUAG
This is a messenger RNA of Lasiodiplodia theobromae, 1236 nucleotides long. Its product is annotated as Flavohemoprotein. Gene Ontology annotation, molecular function: heme binding; nitric oxide dioxygenase [NAD(P)H] activity; FAD binding. Gene Ontology annotation, cellular component: intracellular anatomical structure. The record is from RefSeq and is a predicted model, not a curated record. Gene Ontology annotation, biological process: nitric oxide catabolic process; cellular response to nitrosative stress. The transcript has a single exon. Bases 1 to 1236 code for a protein of 411 amino acids. Lineage: Eukaryota; Fungi; Ascomycota; Dothideomycetes; Botryosphaeriales; Botryosphaeriaceae.